CCAACCUUGAAGCAAGCUUCUAUCUUCAUCGGUUUGCAGUGUAGCGUAUUCGCUUUGUUUAAUUGGAUGUUCGUGCACGACCUCCGUAUCCGUAUAUGAGUAUAGCUCAUAACCGGUAAAUAACUCGAGGGUCAAUCCUAUUUCAUUCAUUCGUUCCAGGCGCCGCGCCGCGCAGUAGCACCGGGUGACAACGUCCUUUGAACCAUGUUAUCAAAUACCACCACAGCGCACAGCCGCCUCUGCCUCUUACGACUGCGCACACACAACCACUCCCAGUUCCAAAUUCCGGUUACAUCAAAAAUGCACACAUCCCCUCUCCCAAUUAUCACUGCAGGGGGUGCCUGGAAAGCCAGCUGCUACUUCCAUAACACCCCUAGCGGCAACAAAAACGACAACAACAGCAACGACAACGACCUCGUCAUGCUUCACUAUGGCACAGAAGCGACGGCUGCAUCAGACGGCUGCUAAUUGCACGUUCCGUCCAGUGUGGACUGAGCGGCGCGUGAAGAUGCCGUGGAUUGAGGCGUUGAAGUUGGAGAGGGAGGGGGCGGGGAAGGGUGGAAGUGGGAGUGGGAGUGUGUCGCCCAAAGUGGAUUUGAAGCCGAGGAAGAUGGGGGAUAGUUUUUAUCGGACUGUGCUACCUCUCGCCCAGGACCCAUGGCUGUUAGAUACAUAUCUAAAUUCCUCAGGGCAUAUCCGCACCACCUCUAACGAACCUAACACCCGCCCAGCCUGGGCGCCCUGCUCAUGGACCUAGACGCUCUCGCCGGCGUCGUCGCAUACGGCCACACUGGCGACGCAGUCAUGACUGUCACCGCCGCCGUGGACCGCAUCACCAUCGAGCGCCCACUCAAAGAGAUUUGCGAUCUGGAGCUCAGUGGACAAGUCACAUACGCCACGGGCCGCUCAAGUAUGGAGAUUUCGCUGCGGGUUGCGAAGGCGCCGGCUGUGCCAAGCCAGGCGGUUAAGAAGGAGGAUGUGCUUAUUACGUGUGCGUUUACGAUGGUUUCGUUGGAUCCGGCGACGAAGAGGCCGGUAGCUGUUGCACCACUCCUUGUGGAGACGGAGGAAGAAAGGAGGCUUUUCGAGCUUGGGGAGAAAAAUUACAAAGCGAAAAAACAGCUGAGGACGAGGAGUUUACUUCAGCAAACACCGAACGAUGAGGAGAGUGAUCUUAUUCAUGCUAUGUGGACAAAGGAGAUGGCGUAUCUAAACCCGCAAAAUCCUCUCACCCGCCCUAAAAAUCUCAUGCACAUGAAAGAUUCAAUCCUCAAAUCAGCCCAGAUCAUGCAACCGCAGUACCGCAACAGGCACAACUUCAUGAUCUUCGGCGGCUACCUGCUGAAGCAAACAUUCGAACUCGCCUUCUGCUGUGCCGCCUCAUUUUCUAACUCAAGACCAACUUUCCUGUCCCUCGACCCCAGCACCUUCGACAAUCCCGUCCCCGUCGGCUCCGUCUUGUAUCUUAAAGCGACUGUUUCGUACACCGAGUCCCAAAUCACCGCCACGAACGCUGACGCGGGUCCCAAUGACAAUAACAGCAGCAGCCGGGGCAGCAAAUUCACAAAAGUCCAAGUUCGCAUUGACUCAAAGGUGCGCGAUGCCGAGCACACGACGAAGAAACCAACUGGCGUGUUCCAUUACACGUUCCUGGUCGAGAAGGACGUGCAGGUCAUGCCGCAGUCGUAUAACGACUUUAUGAUUUGGGUUGAUGCGAAGAGGCGGGCGCAGAAUACGAAUAAGAGUCUGCUGUCGGGGAUUAUGGAGAAAGACUCGUUUGAUGGAAUUCAGGAGGGGUUGAUAGCGUGAGCUAGGAUUGUUGAGAUACUUUAAUAUAUUUUGGCUUGUUCUUCUUCUCUAUCUGGAUAAGACUAUUUUUGUGUUGAUAUUUUUUGAUACAUGUUCUUUUGAUAUGUUCAUUUUAUACUCUCUCUCUCUCUCUUUUAUUUUAUUUAUUUUUUUGAAACCCUGUUUCCAUCUACAGAUAGUUUGCAAUCUCUAUAGAUACACUAAAUAUAUAUAUAUAGCUACAUAUAUUUGGGCCCUUCGACGGGAAGGAGAGAGACCAUUUAGUUUUAUUUAUUAUUAAAAAU
Messenger RNA from Blastomyces gilchristii SLH14081, 2093 nucleotides. Its product is annotated as acyl-CoA thioester hydrolase, variant. Gene Ontology annotation, cellular component: mitochondrion. Gene Ontology annotation, biological process: acyl-CoA metabolic process. The record is from RefSeq and is a predicted model, not a curated record. The transcript is spliced from 5 exons. Gene Ontology annotation, molecular function: fatty acyl-CoA hydrolase activity. Lineage: Eukaryota; Fungi; Ascomycota; Eurotiomycetes; Onygenales; Ajellomycetaceae. The coding region runs from base 748 to 1809 and encodes 353 amino acids.